CAAGAGCUAAGGUCACAAGGACCGCUCUGACAACCGACGAUGACUUGACCACUUUAUAAUGGCUGAAGUUUCAGUUAACAUUGUUUUGAUGUAACACCAAUUAUUGUGUCCUGUGUCUACCAAUUUGUCAUAACAUGAUUAUUUGGUUUUGCAAAUCGUAUACGUAUAGUAUUCGCAGGUCGUACAGUAGUUUUUAGUUCUUAAAUUGUGAUGCAAUUGGAGCCCCAGAUUUAUGGGGGCACAUAACUUAAAAGAUACGAUUGAUUACUGGCCAAUAAAAAAUUUCAAUGCGUCAUAUUAUGGCAGAGAUCCGGAUACUUCGUAUAAUCACCUAUUUAUGUUUUAAAAAAUAAUUAAAAUUCUGUAACAUACUUUCUAAUGUUGAAAUGUGUGUCAGCAACGUCAUAACCUGUACAACUAAAUUUUGACUUCAGUAAAAUCGAUAGUCUGAUUGCAGCGGAUGUCCAAAUGCCCUAAAUGGUGGAAAGUGCAAAAGACGUCUUUGAUAAACAGCGAAGUAUCGUGGGGCUCGACGAAAUGUUUGCCAGAAUCUCCUUCUAUCCCACGUUGGUUUACAAUUUGGUGAUGGAAAAAAUCACCCCUAGGAAAUGGUAUAACCGUAUUGAUGAUACUGUCGUCUUGGGGGCCCUCCCUUUCCGGACACUAACGCAAGAGCUUAUCGAAAAGGAACAUAUCAAAGCAGUUGUUUCAAUGAAUGAGGAUUAUGAAUUGAUGUUUGCUAAUGAUGCUCGGUCAUGGAGAGAAGCUGGGGUAGAGUUUCUGCAAUUAGCUACCACAGACAUCUUUGCAACACCUUGCCAGAGCAAAUUAGUGGAGGGAGUACGAUUUAUCAACGGAUUCGUAGAACAGCGCCGUCUGAUGAAUGGCGUCAACACAUCGUCCGUCUAUGUGCAUUGCAAAGCAGGACGGACUAGGAGCGCCACACUUGUUGGGUGUUACCUCAUACAGAGGUACAACUGGACCCCAGAAGAGGCAGUGAGGCAUAUGAAAGAGAAACGGCCGCACAUUUUGAUGCACAAGAAACAGUUAGAGGCCUUACAGAUAUUUUAUCAGCACAACCUUGGGAAUUUCAGUGAUGAAUAUCCAUCUUGACUAUAAUUUAAUUGUUAUAUCCAAUUAUUCAAUUACCAGUAUUUGUUUACGAGUACAUUUUGCUAAAAUGACUUAUGUCUAUUUCUCUGUUUCAUAUUAAAACCAAAAGUAUGCUGGUCCUGUGGUAAAAAUAGGUUUUUACAAUCAUUACACAAAAAUAGUGUUAUCAACUUUCCUUUAUUGAAUUCUGUCCCCAAAUAGGACAAUAAUUAGAUAUAGAAGUAAGAUGAUAAUAUAGGGGCCGUGUUAUACAGUAUACAAAUGGAGUUAUAGUUGCAUGUAUACAAGAGAAAUAUAUAUUUAUUUUGUUAUUUUGUUCAGUCGCUCUAGAUCCUGCAUAAUACUACCAGUUUGAGCAUAGCUUAUUUGAGCUAAUACACAGUCGAGACAAAAUUAAAUUGAUGCCCUCUCCUGAAUAUGCCAGUGGAGUGUUACAAUUUUGACAUAAAUACAAGUUUUAAGUGUGAUGACAGAUCAGGAUUAAACCUUGUGGGGUUGGAGUUUAGUAAGACUAUACUUUAGCGCAUCUCGCAAAUACUUCAUUUCAUAAUUUACAAUAAUCAAAUCCAAGCGAAUAACCAAAAUUUCUGUGUUAUGUGCCGCGGUUAUAAUAUGGUUCAAGAUGA
Molecule: messenger RNA, 1739 nt
Organism: Acanthoscelides obtectus
Lineage: Eukaryota; Metazoa; Arthropoda; Insecta; Coleoptera; Chrysomelidae
Source: the annotation of a GenBank genome assembly